Messenger RNA from Neurospora hispaniola, 270 nucleotides. RefSeq lists its product as uncharacterized. The record is from RefSeq and is a predicted model, not a curated record. NCBI's taxonomy places the organism in Eukaryota, Fungi, Ascomycota, Sordariomycetes, Sordariales, Sordariaceae. The coding region runs from base 1 to 270 and encodes 89 amino acids. The transcript has a single exon.
AUGAGUACACUACCUGUACCAGCACCUGCCAUGGAGCAUCGCAGUAUAAAGGUUCAAGUUCGGCCCGAAGAAUCUUCACGUCGACGUAAUGCCGCUGUUGCUCUGCUUCAUGAUACUGGGACCGUCUUUCCCACCGUUUGCAUAUCCCGAAACCCGCAACCGUCAAGCCUGUUUGACAUCCGUACCGCGACAUCCUGCCAAGGGAACGCCUUCAUACAGCCAAUUCCUAACAUCGGCCAGCGCAUUUCCAACACUGUAAACAUACUCUAG